UGAAAACUAUGAAACAGUCACAGACGUGCUUGGCACGAUUACGGAAGGAAUAGCGGAAGGUUUCGUUGGCAAGACUUGAAUCGAAAUUGAAUUUUUGAAUCCACAAAACAACAAAUUGAGACAUAACGCCAAUAAUAAUUUGUUGCAAUUUACGUAGCACGACGUCGAAUUGGUAAAGUGGCCCGAAAAAGUGAAAUUAUUAAAUAAGAAAAUAAAUAACAAAAAAUUAAAACAAAUUAUUGCAAAAUAUGACAACAACAGCAACAAAAUUUUGAGUUGUGUAAAUUUGUGUUUAAUGUUUACUUUUGAGAUUAAAGUCAUUUAAGAAAAACGACAAAACAAGAGCCAUUAACGCUGUGCAGAAAAGUGAAAAAAAACGUCCGACAACUAAAUAAUUAAAUUUAUUUUUUUUUUAUAAAAAAAAAAUAGUGGCGAGAGUAAAAAUUGCUAACAAAUUGGUAAUUGGUAGUUAAAGCUGUGAGUGACUGACUGCCUGACGUUUAACCAGCCAGCCAUUGAAAUACGAAGAUAACAGAAGCAACAACAAAAAACAAUAAUAAGAAGCAUUCAGAAAAAAAUCGUCCAACACUUUCAUUUUCAUUGUUUGCUUUAGUCGAUUGCUCAGAGUUGACGCUGACUUUAGUCAGCCAUAAACUGGCAUAUCGAAGCUUUUGUCCGUCCAUUAUUUGGUUCGUAGCGGCCCUUCUUCGUCUUCGUCAUCUUUUGUUUUUUUUCUUCAUUAAAAUUGUGUUAAAUAAUCUGUGGUAGAAAGAAAAGAAAAAAAAAAAUAAAAACUAUAACAACAACGAAAGAUUUUGGAAUUUGAAACCGAUAAAACAAACCAGAGAUAAUUUUACUUCCGUUUCCUGGCAAAUGCUUCUGGAAGACUGUUACGCUGAAAUAUAAACUUACAUUUCAUCCCUUGGAUAUUUGACUGCCAACCAAGUGCACAAAAUGCGUUUAACUGCAUUUCUCAUUAGUUUGGGUCUACUAUCCGCCAUAAUAGUACACCGGACCUCGGCCGUGGACGAUGACGAGAAUUAUGAGCCGCGACAUUUGACCAACGACCAAUCGUCCUUUUUCCAGUCUCAAUCGGAUUCACCGUUUUCUAGACCACUCUCGGCGCCGGCCUAUGCGAUACGGACGGGGCGUGGCAAGGAUUUGAAAAUAGCGGCGGUGGCGGCGGCCGAUUCACGAUCAGAGUCGGAUAGUAGUGCCAGUGAAAGUGGUGACUUCUUUGAUGAAGACGACGAGGAAGAGGGUUCUGCAGAGUACUAUGACGAAAGUGAGGAGAACACAAGUUCAUCCAGUGCGGGUGAAAACAGUGGUAGUGAUGAAUCAUUGCCACGUCUCCUUUCACCAUCAGCAUUUCAUCGCAUCUCGGAAACGUUGGGCGCCUUGAAUACAGUGGGACAUUUGUUGGUAGAUAUGACACGAGGAGGUCAGGAUAGUAGUAGUAGUACUCCAGGAUCUACUGGCAUUACAGCCACACCUACCUCGGCGACAACAACGACUACUACCACAACAACGACACCAACCACUGAAAGAACUUUAAGUGAAAACAACAAUUCGGCAAAACUGUUUUCCGGUUCCACCUUGGAAAACAGCAUAGAUUCGGUGAAAAGCUCAUCAUCUGUGCACGUGGCCGACAAGAGGAUAGGCCAGGAGGAACCCAUUAACAAACCCAUGUUUGUUGAAAACAAGGAAGUGAAAAAGAAGCGCAAGAAGAAGAAGAAUAAGAACAAGACCAAGAAACCAAGUGGAGACUCGGCUGUAAAUUCGACUUCAACUCUGACAAAACUUCCCACCACCCUACGGCCUGUCGCUGUGAGAACCACCACUUUGCCCACUGUACAACAGGAGGACGAGUACAACGAUGAACGGGAAACAGGUAAAGAUGUGGAAAAUCGGUGCAAAACACCCAGUGGUCGCCCUGGACGUUGUGAAGAUCUCAGCAGUUGUCCGGCAUUGCUUUUGAAUUUGAGCAGUCUUCGGGAAUCGUUGUGUUUUAAGAGUCUCUUCGUUCCCGGUGUAUGUUGUCCACUGCCCGAAACUUCAACAGUGCUGACCACACAAAGGCCACUUAAAUUGACAACGAAAGCUCCCACAACGACGACCACCACCAAACGUCCACAGCGCCCAUCAUCUACCAAUUUAAUAUUGAGGCCUCAGAGUAAACCUAGCACAACAACAACGACCACCACUGCCAAUCCUUUGGAUUCAAAUGAUCUGGAGCUAUUGGCCAACAACAACAUUGUUGAUCCAGAAGAUUGUGGCCAACAAGAAUAUUCCACGGGACGUAUUGUGGGCGGUGUCGAGUCACCGAAUGGUCAAUGGCCUUGGAUGGCGGCGAUUUUCUUACAUGGCCCGAAGCGUACAGAGUUUUGGUGUGGCGGUUCUUUAAUCGGUUCACGUUAUAUCCUAACAGCUGCACAUUGUACCAGAGAUUCACGACAGAAACCAUUUGCUGCACGACAAUUCACUGUACGCCUGGGAGACAUCGAUCUUUCCACAGAUGCCGAACCCUCAGCUCCAGUAACGUUUGGCGUUAAGGAAGUUCGAGCUCAUGAAAGAUUCUCUCGUAUUGGAUUCUAUAACGAUAUUGCCAUUUUGGUGCUAGACAAACCGGUCCGCAAAUCCAAAUAUGUUAUCCCUGUAUGUUUGCCACGAGCUGGUCGCAUGCCACCGAAAGAUCGAUUGCCCGGUCGUAGAGGUACCGUGGUGGGAUGGGGUACCACCUAUUAUGGCGGCAAAGAAUCAACAUCCCAGCGUCAAGCUGAAUUACCCAUUUGGCGAAAUGAAGAUUGUGAUCGUUCCUAUUUCCAACCGAUUAAUGAAAACUUCCUGUGUGCCGGCUACUCAGAUGGUGGUGUGGAUGCAUGUCAGGGUGAUUCCGGUGGUCCACUCAUGAUGCGCUAUGACUCACGCUGGCUGCAAUUGGGCGUUGUUUCCUUUGGCAAUAAAUGUGGUGAACCUGGUUAUCCUGGUGUAUACACCCGCGUCUCGGAAUAUUUGGAUUGGAUUGCCGAUCACACAAAGGACUAGGACUAGGGUUCUGCUUCUCAAUUUGUGUUUUUUGUUUUCUAUAGAAAUAUGACUAGUCGAAAUUAAGCGCAACAUCUCCGUUGAAUUUUUGUAUUUCAUGUGUAAUUUAUUGACACUGUCUGUCAUUCCUUAAAAAUGUAUAUCUCGAUACGAUAGUUUUUAAUUAAUUUUAUAAAUAAUUUAUUUAAUUUAACACAAA
Musca domestica (house fly) is the source of this 3244-nucleotide messenger RNA. RefSeq names its product proclotting enzyme. Gene Ontology annotation, molecular function: serine-type endopeptidase activity. The transcript is spliced from 6 exons. Gene Ontology annotation, biological process: proteolysis. The record is from RefSeq and is a predicted model, not a curated record. Lineage: Eukaryota; Metazoa; Arthropoda; Insecta; Diptera; Muscidae. Bases 955 to 3045 code for a protein of 696 amino acids.